CUUAUACUCCACCAACCUAGCCCGCACCACAUAGCUUUAACCUCGUUGGAAAGCCCCAUCCAUCGAAUACCUACCCUCCUCCAGCAUUGGUUCCUGACAUAUUCUCCGCAUUUAUCCAUCCAGUCGUAACCUCUUGGUUGAAGUAUCCCUGCGGUAGCAUCAGAUAUCCCACACCACCACGCGUUCUCCAAACACACACACAAGAUACCUCGCACCACAUCCAGAAGCAUCGUCAACAUCGUCAACCCGACUUGCUUGCCCGCCAACAUCGAAAUUGUCAGCAUCUGACCCGCCUCCAGCAUCUUUGUUUUUUCCUCUUCGGUGAAACAUCACCCAGUACCCGGAAGUGGUGGCACAACUGGCUUCUGUUUUGCGGAACACCUCGGCGCCUGAAAGUAGCGUUCGGUACCUCUCGAACGACAUUAUGGACACAUACACACGAUUCUCACCGCAUAACGCUCAUCACGUUCACGGCCCGGCCGGAUCGUACUCACCACAACACGCCGCGACGGCGGGCCCCACGGGAAACGGCGGAUCUCCACACAUCGCAAAUACCAACAUGCAUCAAGCUGGGAACCACCCGUCCAGCUUGCACUCGCAAGUCCAUCAACAACCGUACUACAACAGCCAUCAUCACCAGUACGCGAUGGCUGCCGGCACAGGAUCCCAGGCAUACUACGCCAUUCCCGGCGCGGAAGGCAUGUCGAUUCAGGUGCCAGGAGGGGGGGCCGGUCCGAAAGGCUCGCCGAGGAUCAACCCGGCCGCCGUGAAGGUGAAACAGGAGAGAACGCAGCAAAGGUCACCUCAGAUGGCAACGGCGGUUGCAUCUCACGGCGGACAGAAUCAGUCGUCGGGGAUGCCUUCGGCGAACCAGCAAGCAGCGGCGAUGCCCGGUACCCCUCACAUGCCGGCCGCGGCCAGGCGGAUGAGUCAACAGCAAGGACCGAGCGGUAGUCCGGCGAUCCAGCAUGCCCAGCCCGUCAACAGCUCACGAACAUCCGCCCCACCACAACCGAAAACUCCCCAACAGCAGGCACCACCAGCGGUGCAGCAGCAGCAACAGCCUCCUCAACCUCCCCAACAGCCUCUACAGCACACUCCAGUACAACCGCAUCAACAAUCGCCCGACAUCGUCCCCGCCGAGGAGACCCCACUCUACGUCAAUGCCAAGCAGUUCCACCGGAUACUGAAACGGCGCGUUGCCCGGCAGAAGCUGGAAGAGGCCCUCCGUCUCACAUCAAAGCAACGGAAACCUUACCUGCACGAGUCACGACACAACCACGCCAUGCGGAGACCACGAGGUCCGGGAGGAAGGUUCUUGACCGCCGAUGAAGUGCAAGCGAUGGAGAGGGAGAAGCGGGGCAGUGGUGGGAUCGGCGGUGAUAUCGGGAUGCCGGAUGGUGCGAAGGAGAUUGAGAAGCCGAAUAAUGCCACACGAACGCCGAACAAGGGAACACAACAGCAGCAACAGCAGCGUAUGGCGACCGGGAACCCGCCAUCGAGUGGUUCCCUGAAGAGAAAGGCUGGGCAGGCAGGUUUGCCGCAAUCGAGUCCACUGAAGAAAUCGAAGGCUGGGAACGGGAGGAUGCGAGUGCCCACAGAGAGUGACGAUGACCUGGGCAUGGUGGAUGAAUAAGGGCUGGUUGGACUCGGGAGGGAUGGAGGGG
Molecule: messenger RNA, 1667 nt
Organism: Tricharina praecox
Lineage: Eukaryota; Fungi; Ascomycota; Pezizomycetes; Pezizales; Pyronemataceae
Product: CCAAT-binding transcription factor (CBF-B/NF-YA) subunit B-domain-containing protein
Exons: 2
Coding region: 425-1636 (403 amino acids)
Biological process (GO): regulation of transcription by RNA polymerase II
Cellular component (GO): CCAAT-binding factor complex
Molecular function (GO): RNA polymerase II cis-regulatory region sequence-specific DNA binding; DNA-binding transcription factor activity, RNA polymerase II-specific
Source: RefSeq, a predicted model, not a curated record